AUUGGAUGAAAAAUAAUUAGUCCCAUUUACUUGUUGCCGUUGAGUUUCAAAUGGUGCCCACUUUUAUUCUUCCUUCGCACGUGACUCUUUUGUUGUUCAUAGUAGCUACCUAUUUAUGGUUAUUCCAACUUUCCCAUUCUUUUUGUUAUGAAUAUGUAGUAAAGAUACCUCUCUUGUUGGGUGGUAUAUACCUUUCAUUGAUUGUGUUUCAGGCAGCACAGGAAGGACGCAGGCCGUGGAAUCCAAAUAAACUCAGCCAUCACGACAACAAUACAAGUAUUCGUCAGCAACAAUUAGCAUAUAGGGAGAGACUAUUGGUUCUUAAAGAGAAAGAAAUGGAAAAAAAAUUUAUUCAAUUGCAAAAAAGCCUUGCUGAUAAAUUGCAACUUUGUAUGGUUCAAACAGAGAAGAACAACUUGAAAGAAGAUACAAAAUCGCCUCUAUUGAGCAACAGCUAUGAAUUGGAAGAACCGAAAUGCACAGAGAUCAACUUCCUUCCUCCCAAGAAGAGUACGUUAUCAAAGGAAUCAGAAACCAACGGAAAAGAACGAAAGAUAACCAAAAGAAAGUGGUUCCGAAGAAGAUUUUUCCACAAGAAUACCAUAUGAAACUUCAAAACGAAAAUUCAAUUAUAGAAAAACUUGUAAUGCCUUGAAUUGUAACAUUGUUGUAAAAAAACUGGACCUUUUCCAAUAAUAUUC
Molecule: messenger RNA, 701 nt
Organism: Galdieria sulphuraria
Lineage: Eukaryota; Rhodophyta; Bangiophyceae; Galdieriales; Galdieriaceae
Exons: 1
Coding region: 51-608 (185 amino acids)
Source: RefSeq, a predicted model, not a curated record